Molecule: messenger RNA, 2781 nt
Organism: Plodia interpunctella (Indianmeal moth)
Lineage: Eukaryota; Metazoa; Arthropoda; Insecta; Lepidoptera; Pyralidae
Exons: 2
Coding region: 1546-1881 (111 amino acids)
Source: RefSeq, a predicted model, not a curated record
GCUGACGUUUAAACAAAAUGGCUUACUUUUAGUUUUUCUGCCCACGUUAGAGUUCAAGUGUGCAACUCACCCUAAGUAUUUAGUACGAUCAUCGACAUUCUAGUUUAUAUAAAACGUAGUUUAGUCAAAACAAAUGUACUUCAUAAAAAAAAAACAUAUUACAUAAUAUAUAUUUUUUUAACUCUCGCAUUUGUAAAAUAGAUACUUAAAUUAUGACAUUUGCUUUUAUUCUUUCCAGAAAUUUAAUCCGGAGCAGUUUAAUCAGGAUUUAAUGACGCGGAUCAAUCAAUGAAAAGAACCCAAACGAUAUUAAACAUUGUUUCGAAAAUUUAACAAGACAACGAUUUAAAAAGGUCACCGAGUAAAUAUCUAUUGAAAAGCGCCUAUAUUACAAAUAGGACGGCAUAUUCUUUCCGAAAUGGAUUUUUGGAAUCUUUAGAAAGUUUGCUAUUGUUUCGUCUUCUCAAUUUCCAUUCUACGAGACCUCACUAGCAUAGAAAUUAAAAACUGCACCUUUCAUAGGUAUUAAUAUUUUGGUGCUUUUAUUCUCUAUCGUCGAGGAUGAUAUAAAGUGGAUCCUGGGCUCCGACUCUCAACGGCUGAGCAAAAACCGGGAAUACGCUCAGAUGAGAGAGAGAGAAACAGAGACUUUCAUCCCUUACGAGCCAGACUUCAGUGCGCUGCUAAUAGUGACAUAAAAAUAACAUGUGGCGUUCUACGGAUAACGGUAUUGGACUUAUUUUGGAUAAUAAUUUUUACAAAUUACAAAAAUAUGUGAAAUUAAAAAUUUACGACAACACAUCACAAACAAAUCACUUACUAGAUUGAAAUAGCGUCGCAGGCAAUCCAUAAAUAACUGCUUGACAUUUGAGAUGUUCGAUGUGGUGUAGGAGGGGCGCAUGUAGUAGGCAGCCAGCUCUGUUAAUUCCUCCAGCUGCAGCAGCUGCUCCGGCGCGCUAUGAAGAUACAGGUGGUAAUUUGGCAACUCCAACAGCUCUAUACAUGGCGACCCAGUUUCUUUGCUUUCUUUAGGCAACUUCACCAUUGUUUUAAAUUAACGAAAUUAUCAAGUGUGUCUUGUGCGCAAUGAUGGUAAGUAACACAGACUGACAUUUAAAAGCGUUGGUACUUACUUUAUAAUGACUAAACAGUUAACAGUACCUGGAAUUUGGAAAGGGCCGAUAAACUUGCAAGCUUUUGUUUAUAAGCUACCUGUGAACCUGUUUUUAGGUCUAUUGUUGCUGUUCCAACACCAUACGUCAGACACGUGGUAAUUUUGUGCUCAUUAGAAUGACUGAGACACCCCCGGGCCAUUCUUUCCGUGGUAAUGAUCAAGAUAAGUGUUUGCUCUGACACUAUUUUCAUAGUAAUUGAAUUCCAAAAAUAUUGUCAAUAUAAUUAGUUAAUGAUUGCAGUCUUAUUUUUGGCUUUAAUAUUUCUUUUCAUGGAAUCGAUUGACUUGAUUUUGGUAGUUGGCAAAUUGUGUAUAAAAAUCCAGGUAGUCCAAAUUUGAAUCAUUAUUAAGUGGUUAGUAAAGGAGUGAACAUGGUGAAACUUCCGAAUCCGGUCGAACAGCAGGGCAGAGCGAUGGGGGAACGGGGUAGCGCCAGGUGGAUGUCCCGGAGUCAUCGGCGAUUUGGGACGCGGUACGGGAGACGUCGCGAGGAGAUGAAAAACAGAGAACCUGUCACCCUCAAAGAACUUGAAGAGUUGACUGAGCGAUCAGUAGAGCUUAUGGAGAAAUACAGGCCAAAAGCAGAUUGUAAUUUUGACAUAGCCAUGGAUCUUCUUCGUUCGCAGUAUAAUUUGAGCUUCAUGAUACUUUGUGAGAAGUGCGGCACUCCUCACGCUAAUGAUGAAAUGUCUGCUCCCGAGCGCUGACAUGGCGGCAGCUACAACCAGGAUUGCUCUGCAGCUGCUAGAAGUUUAUAGCUUUGAGAAAUCCUUAUUAAUCCUUAUCCUUAUUACAUAUAAAAGAAGUCCCCUUGUCGCGUCUGACUGUAUGAACGCGAUAAACUAUCGGACGCAUUUUUAUACUGUUUUCACCAAUACCUAGAUAGUGUGAUUCCUGAGGAAGGUAUAGGCUUAGGUGUACACCUAAGUGCAUAAUUUAUUAUAGUUUUAUCCGAGUAAACCCGGGACGAGCCGCUAGUAUAUAAUAUGAUACAACGCAGUACUCCUGUGAUGCUCGCAUAUAACAAUAUCUCUUUCGUUGAAAUAUCAACUUAUUUUUAAAGAAAAAUGCUUAGUCAUUUAAAUAACAUCCAUGCACUGUUUUAAUGCUUACUUAUACAACAUUUUACAAACUUUUUUUUACUUAUUUAUAAAUCGGUUUUACAGUUUUCAAAGAGUCAUUUUCUCUUAUAUAAAAUAUUGGAAAAUGUUGCGUUAUGUGAGCGAGAAAAUGUUGAAUUAUGUAUAAAAUAUGGUUUUAUAGACCAACCGGUGGUGAUCCCAAGAGGGAGAGAGGGGGGUAGGGAGUUGUACAGAAAAGUCAGGUAACUUCAUUUGAGUGCGAAAAAAAAUAUUUAUUUUGUAGUAAAUUAUGAUCUUUGGAAUUCUAUUGGGAUUCGAGGGAAUAAUAGUAUUAGUACUUUAUACUCGUAUUUAGGUGUCUGAAAUGUGCCUGUUACAUAUUGCCGAGUUAAUUGGUAAAAUUUAUAUUUUUAUGUAAAAUUGACAGGAUUAAGACAGAUACAUCUAGUUGAGUUAGUAUAAUUUAGUUAAGAAUGUAUUUUUAGUUGUCAUUGUUUAAGAAAUCACACUAAUUGCUUGUAAUUA